ACAGCACAGAGCACAAUAGAUAUCCCAAAGGGCAGAAGAAGUCAGGCAGCAAGAGUUUCUUCAACCUUAGUGGUGUGCAUAAGAGGACUUAUUUUGUGUCUGUUCUACAUAGGCUUGUCUGAGAACAAAGGUGCUGGUGACAGGGGAGAAACUGCUGGGAAUGUGGAACACGGGAAAUACAGAGAAAGAGUCCGGCAUGGAUGAAGAAAGGGAAUCUCAACCAAGCAAACAAUUAUCCCAUUCGAUUGAAGAAAUACUGAGGAGGCCAGCAUGUGUCCGGAAAGACAAAAGAGUUCAUUGUAACUGGUCUUUUAUCAAGGAGAACACCAGAAUAUCUAACCAGCCUUCAAGUGCAGAAACUCCCCAAAUCAGACUAGAGUCUCCAAAAACCACCACAGACUGCACGAGUCAAAGAAAAAAGAGGCAAACCAGAGUUACGUUCACACCCUUCCAGGUUCAGGAGCUGGAGAAAGUCUUCCAGCAGAGUCACUAUCCGGACGUCAACGCCAGAGACCAGUUAGCCUCUCACCUGCACCUCACUGAGGGCCGAAUACAGAUUUGGUUCCAGAACCGCAGAGCCAAAUGGAGGAAAGCUGAAACACUGAAGGACAUAGAACUGAUGACUAAACAGCACAUACAGUCAGCCAGUCACCCCCUGCUUUAUUAUGAGAUAACUUCUCAUCAGUAUGCACUCUCCCAGCCACAGGCAUGCUGUCUACCAUGCUGCUCACCUAAACCCCUUCAACCACGACUGUUCCUUGUCAACAUCAACACCCGCCUUGCUGACCGACACACUUUCCCCAGAUCACACGACCCUGUAUUUUGACCCACUGCGGACGGACAGAUAGCACCUUUAGCAUUCUUACAAAUGAGGACACUACUGUGUAUGUGGUGCAAAGACCAUAUUGACUUUCUGUAUGUGUAAACUAUAAUGACUGUUGAUUGAUGAGUUAUUUUUAAUUGUCAGAAUGUGUUCUGUUUGUUUUGUCAACUUGAAAUGAAGUUUGCAUAUUAUCAACCGAAUGUUUUUCAUUUAUCAGUGAAGUCCAAAAAAAUCACAAUGAACAUCCUGCCUCCCCACUGAAAGCAUUCAGUUGUUCUUUGACAGAAAAGACCUUGAGAUAAGUCUGCACUCAUGCAUUUGUACAGAUCAAGGUUUGAGAACACUCAGUGCUGUGGCAUACUUCUCAGUAGAGAGCUGUGUCUGUGCUGUAUUAUUGUGCAGGAAAGCUUUUUUAAUUUUUUCAUGACACCACACAUACUUGUCAGAGAUAAGAUACAAUGCUGCCAUAAAGCGUUUGACUUUCUGACAACCCGUUCUUAUCUUAAUUUGGCCCCUUAAGUCAGGGGUUAUUGGCAGGUCAACGAGAAAUUCAGCAACCAGCUUAAGGUGCGGACGAUUACUGUGCAUUGAGGAUGUAGAUAUGCAUACAGCUGUGAGUACACAGUUACAGAAAACAUGUAUAUGUGGAUGUCUUUGUUCUUCUUUAUUUAUUUUGUUAAACUAGUAUUACAUGUUAGGCUACUGCAAAUGUGAUUUACAAUCUUCCCUGUAAUAAUGUAACCACUUAACUAUCUAUGUAGCUUCCAUUCACAUGAAAACCUGUUUCUUGUGACAGCGAUAUUCUUCCGUGGAAAGGCUCCAACAAUUACACGAACUGCUUACAUCCUCUCCCUUCAAAAACAUAUUCCAUAUAUAUUUUUCAGAUAAUUAGCAAUUAUAAGAAAGAUAACACAGCAUCACAUUUACUAUCUAUAAUAUAACUGAUUAAAUUUAACAAGCCUCUUGGUGUGUGUCAACUUUUCACCCCGGUCAUAUCCACUUUUAUUGCAACUGUUUGCUGUAAAGAUAACUUUAUCUUGCUCCUGGCUGCAGGGGCAGGGGUUACAGAAAGGACAGAAAUAGUUGCUGGAGAGAAUCAAACAAAAAACCUUGACCGCGCUUGUGCAACCAUAAUUUUAUCAUAAUGUGAGUUUCUAAUGUGAGAACAUGACAAAAAUGUUUUCCAUGGCACAGAAAAGGCCAUACAUUAAUUGUCAUAAUCCUGAAUGGUACAACUAAAAUACAGAUGUUGUAAAUGUU
This is a messenger RNA of Scatophagus argus, 2083 nucleotides long. Its product is annotated as intestine-specific homeobox-like. The transcript is spliced from 5 exons. Gene Ontology annotation, molecular function: RNA polymerase II transcription regulatory region sequence-specific DNA binding; DNA-binding transcription factor activity, RNA polymerase II-specific. The coding region runs from base 161 to 826 and encodes 221 amino acids. Gene Ontology annotation, biological process: regulation of transcription by RNA polymerase II. NCBI's taxonomy places the organism in Eukaryota, Metazoa, Chordata, Actinopteri, Scatophagidae. The record is from RefSeq and is a predicted model, not a curated record.